GGUUGGUUUCACCGCGCUAUCUGUUUGACUUAAUGCUGGUUUAAUACAAAUAAAUGUCCCUUUUAAUAUAAAAAUACAGUUUUUGAAUCCGGUCAGCAAAUAAUAUUUUCAUCCUCCAGACGGAAUAUCUGGAAGAACAUCUGAAUUGAGAUCUGCUGCUGUGAAGAUGAUGUUUGUUAAAGAGGAGAGUGAAGAGAACUCGAGUGAACCAGAAAAACUGAGAAUAAAACAAGAGGAACCAGAAACCUGGAGAAUAAAACAAGAGGAACCAGAAACCUGGAGAAUGAAACAGGAGGAACCAGAAACCUGCAGAUUAAAUGAUGAGGAACCAGAAACCUGCAGAUUAAAUGAUGAGGAACCAGAAACCAGGAGAAUAAAAUCUGAGGAACCAAAAAUGUUGAGAAUAAAAGAGGAGGAACCAGCACCAAAACCCAUUGAGAAAAAAACACGAGGAACCAGAAGGCCCAAUGAAAGUGAAAGAAGAAGAGAUCUGAAUGAGGUGGAGAAGAAACAUCAGCAUCAGAAAGAUCAUAAUAUCACUGCUGGAGAAAAAUCAGUGAGUUGCAGCAUUCAAAUAACAGAUGUCGAAAGACCUUUCAGCUGCUCUCCAUGUGGAAACACUUUCAAACAUAAAGGACGCUAUAUGAAACACAUCAGAAUUCAUAGUGAGGAAAAGUCUUUCAGCUGCGCUCAGUGUGGACACACUUUCACACGUAAAGCAAACCUUAAGAAACACAUGUUAAUUCAUAGUGGGAUAAAGCCUUACAGCUGCUCUCAGUGUGGAAAGAGUUUCACACAGAAAUGGCAACUUAAGGAUCAUCUGCUAACGCACUCUUCAGAAAAGCCUUUCGUCUGCUCUCACUGUGGAAACACUUUCACACGUAAAACAAAUCUGAAGACACACAUGUUAAUUCAUACCGGAAUAAAGCCUUACAGCUGCUCUCAGUGUGGAAUCCAUUUUCACACGUAAAACAAAUCUUAAGACACAUAUGUUAAUUCAUACUGGGAUAAAGUCUUACAGGUGCUCUGAGUGUGGAAAGAGCUUUACACAGAAAGGACACCUUAAUGAUCAUGUGGUUAGUCACUCUUCAGAAAAGCAUUUCAGUUGCUCUCAGUGUGGAAAGUCUUUCAAACAUAAAGUAAGCCUUAUGAAACACAUCAGAAUCCAUAGUGGGGAAAAGCCUUUCAGCUGCUCUCAGUGUGGAAACAGUUUCACAUGUAAUGAAAACCUUAAGAAUCACAUGUUAAUUCAUAUAAAACCUUUCACCUGUUCUCAGUGUGGAAAGAGUUUCACCUGUAAACGAGGAUUUAAUCAUCACAGGAGAAUUCACACUAGAGAGAUGCCUUACCAGACAAUUCCUACAAAGUAAAACCCCCAUGUCUGUCCUCAGGGUCACCACUAUGGGGCGCCCGUGUCAGUCCUCUGUGUGGAAGGAGAUUUCGUAAAGCUUUAGAUGACAGCCCGGAAUUUACAGUGCAAGUAAACUGAAUUUACAGUAAACAUUUUUAUAAUAAUAGACUACCUAUACAUUACAUCCAUGUAUACAAAUGCUGCUUGUUAAUCCAAUACAUUAAUCGUUAACUGAUCAAAUUAGAAUAAUAAAUUAGUAUUAAAGUGAUCAUAGGACAUUGCUAAAAAGAACAUUAUUUUAUGUAUUUGGUGUAAUGAAAUUUGUGGCUUACGGUUAAAAAAAAAACAUUAUUUUCCACACUGUACAGUGUUUCUCCUCCAUGCCUUGCCUUUCUGAAAUGUGUCAAUUUUUUAAAAGCUAGAGAAAGAAAUUAAGAAAUGUUUCUCCCCUUGAACAUACUGUGAUGCAGCGUCCCGGUUAUAACACUGACACGUCAAGACGAAACCAAUAAAAACCCAUUACAAGUGAUGCCUUUGUUGCAUCCAGUGGGGACAUAAUUACUGAUUAUAAUGACUUAUACUGUUGUGUUGCAAUGCAUAUCGCGCUGUAUAAACAUAAAACCAUGUCUGCAUUUGUGAUCAGAGAAAUGACAACGAAACGGCAAACGAGCUACUCUACACUGCUCAAAACUCACGUUUGAAUAGUCAAUGGCAAAAUCUUACAAUAUGAAAACACAUUUACAGUCUGUGAGUCAGAAGCAGCAGUCUGUAAGUCAGAAGCACUAGACUGUCCUUGCAAAGUUUAAAUUGCUCCACUUUAUAGAAACACCCACCGGCAUUGUAGGCUAGGUCUUAGUCCUCCAUAAAAUGUGCUUGACACAUCUGAAUAUUUGGGUUGAACUGCAACUUAACCACUGAUUUCUAGAGGGUUCAACAAAGGAAUUAAUGCAUACACAAAGUACUAUAUUAUUAGUUAUAAUAGGCAAACAUUAUAAUACAUUCUCGUUUGCCAUCAGUAUUAAGCAAAUACACUUUUAUAUAAUUUAAACAAAUCUUUGAAUGACUAAUGAACAUUACAUUUCAAAAACCAGCAAAUUUAGUCAAAUCCAGCUCUGAGAUCUUGUGAAGUGUAUAUUUUUAUCCAGAAUGAUCAUGUGUUCUCUGCCUAAUGGUCAGUCCGUGUGAAUUGAAUGCUUUAAACUUUAAACUUGUGAUUUCAAAUUAUGCUACGCUUUAUGCAUUUGCAUACUGUCAUAUUCAUGUCAUUUUCACUGUGUGCUGUGUGUAAAAUGGGUGUCACCCUGGCUUUGAAAAAUUUGAUUCCCAAUGCACACAAACUUGCCAGAAUACUGAGUGCUCUGCUGGUAACAGUGUUUACUUCCCUUUUAAUUUGAUCUUAUUUAAUAUUUAUUUAUUAGUGAAAAAUACUUUGUCAUCUAAAGUAUGUUUAUUUUACAUAUUUAUUUUUUAUCCAUUGUCAAAUGAAUUUGUCAAAAUUUUUAAAUAAUAAUAAUAAUAAUUUCCAAAAUUUCCACAUUGGCUGUCAAUGUUUAGAACAAGUGCGUUCAGAAGAAAUUAGCUCCCAGUCAUGUGGAAAUGUAAAUAGUCUUGUGUAAGUAAAGAACAAAGAAAGAGAAGUAAGGCGAACCUGAUUUUUCUUUUAGACAUUAACAGACAUGAAUUAAGUUCUUUGAAAAACAUAUACCAUAUUCUAAACAUGUCUAUGUUCUUUAGGCUUUAUGUUUAUGGUGGUUUCACUAUCCAUAUUUGUCCAUGCCAUAAUUGUCUAAUUAUAACUGUCAAUUUAAUGACAGUUAAGAUCUUAUUUAUACAUAAAUGAUAUG
This is a messenger RNA of Carassius auratus (goldfish), 3195 nucleotides long. Its product is annotated as gastrula zinc finger protein XlCGF8.2DB-like. The coding region runs from base 167 to 970 and encodes 267 amino acids. The record is from RefSeq and is a predicted model, not a curated record. The transcript is spliced from 2 exons. Gene Ontology annotation, biological process: regulation of transcription by RNA polymerase II. Gene Ontology annotation, molecular function: DNA-binding transcription factor activity, RNA polymerase II-specific; RNA polymerase II cis-regulatory region sequence-specific DNA binding. NCBI's taxonomy places the organism in Eukaryota, Metazoa, Chordata, Actinopteri, Cypriniformes, Cyprinidae.